Molecule: messenger RNA, 1065 nt
Organism: Manihot esculenta (cassava)
Lineage: Eukaryota; Viridiplantae; Streptophyta; Magnoliopsida; Malpighiales; Euphorbiaceae
Product: protein RESPONSE TO ABA AND SALT 1
Exons: 2
Coding region: 152-880 (242 amino acids)
Biological process (GO): DNA-templated transcription
Molecular function (GO): sequence-specific DNA binding
Source: RefSeq, a predicted model, not a curated record
AUUUCUUCAGCUGCUAUAUAUAUGUCUAGCAAAAUCAGGGCUCCAGCGGAGUCGCUGAGCAUCAUUAGCUUUCUCAACUCUGUCUCGUCUGCUUAGCAGAUCUUGUUCUCUACAGUUUCUUCUUGGCUUUUUGUUGUUUUGCUAACUUUUUAUGCCAAACGGAUCAAGAACACGAACAGCUGGAAGUGGUGAUCCCAAUGAUGCAGCUGCUGACUCCUUCUAUCAAUUUUUUGAAGGAUGGCUUGUGCGCCAGGAACACUUCCUCGACGAACUCAUCUCCGUUGAGCAACAUUGCCACGAAUCCCGAGAAGAGGAUCUCAAAGACCUGAUCAAUCGAGUCCUAUUCCAUUACGAACAGUACUAUGAAGAAAAAUCUCGAAUCGCUCAACGGAAUAUCUUCCUCGUCUUUUCUCCCUAUUGGUUCACCCCUUUGGAGAGCAGCUUCCUUUGGAUCGCGGGAUUCAAGCCUGCACUCGCUUUUCGUGUAAUCAAUGAGUCGGUCAACGAUUUAUCUGGAGAACAGAGUCAAAGGAUAAGUAGGUUAAUUGAGGAAACCAAAGUGAGUGAGAGAAUGAUGAAUGACGAAUUGGCGAGAAUUCACGAGAGCAUAGCGUCACCGCCGUUGCUUGAUUUGGCGAGGCGGAAAGGACGGAUGGAUGAUGUCAACGAAGCCGGGGAUCAGUCAGCGAUCGAGACGCUUGGUUCGACCUUGGAGUCGCUGGUGGCUAGGGCGGAUUUAUUGAGGACUGACACGGUGUCCAAAUUGGUGGAGAUACUAAAUCCAGUACAAAAUGUUAAAUUCCUGACGGCAGUGACUCAACUUUACCUCAGGAUCCGGAAUUUGGGGCAGAGGCAUGGCCAGAGUCGGAGAUCAAAAUGAAGUCCGGAGAGCGCGCCUCAAUUUUUCGCUUCCAUUGAGUCCUCGAUGAUGAAUGUGCGCAUGGAAUGACACAUGAAGAUAUAUUAUGGUUGAGCAGAAAUAAUUUGUAAUUAAAAAAUUUCUAAUUUAGUUUUUUUUGGCAAUCUAUAUGAUCUUAUUGUUAUUUCUAUAAAAUAUGGUCAUUA